CCACUGCCAGUGACUGGGAGCCAUGGAGAUGGCAACCACCACCUUCCACAGCUCCUCCUCCUCCUCCUUCUCUAUCCCAAACCCUAACCCUAGAACCAACACUCUCUCCUCUUCUCUUCCACUCUCCAAGCAACUCUUCGGUUUCACCUUCCCUUCUUCCUCCACCGCCAAAACCUCCACUCUCAGACUCCGCUCCCGAAACCCUACCUCCUUCGCUCCUACGCCGAUCAAAUGCUCCGUCUCUGAAGCCACUGAAGCCGCCGCCCCCGUCGAGAAGAAGAAAUUGAAGAGGAGAAGUGAUAUAAGGAACAUAGCCAUUGUGGCGCAUGUUGAUCAUGGAAAGACAACUCUGGUUGAUUCCAUGUUGAGGCAAGCGAAGGUGUUUCGUGAUAACCAAGUUGUGCAAGAGAGGAUAAUGGACUCGAAUGACAUAGAGCGUGAGAGGGGAAUUACAAUUUUGAGUAAAAACACAUCUAUUACGUAUAAAGACUCGAAAAUUAAUAUAAUUGACACUCCUGGACAUUCUGACUUUGGAGGGGAGGUGGAGCGUAUUCUCAAUAUGGUGGAAGGGAUUCUUCUAGUGGUGGAUUCUGUUGAGGGCCCCAUGCCACAGACAAGAUUUGUUUUGAAGAAGGCUCUAGAGUUUGGGCAUGCUGUUGUUGUUGUCGUCAAUAAAAUUGAUAGGCCUUCCGCCCGUCCGGAUUUUGUCAUCAAUUCCACUUUUGAACUCUUUAUUGAACUCAAUGCUACUGAUGAACAGUGUGAUUUCCAAGCAAUAUAUGCUAGUGGGAUUAAAGGAAAGGCAGGGCUAUCAGCUGAUAAUCUGUCAGAUGAUCUUGGCCCCCUUUUUGAGGCCAUAAUGAGAUGCAUCCCCGGACCGGCUAUUGAAGAAGGUCCACUGCAAAUGCUUGCUACAAAUAUCGAGUAUGAUGAGCAUAAAGGACGAAUAGCUAUUGGACGCUUGCAUGCUGGGGCUCUUCGAAAAGGAAUGGAUGUGAGGGUAUGUACCUCAGAAGAUUCCUGUCGGUUUGCUAAAGUUAGUGAGCUUUUUGUGUACGAGAAGUUCAUUAGGGUCCCAGUAGACAGUGUGGAGGCUGGUGAUAUAUGUGCUGUUUGUGGAAUUAAUGAUAUUCAGAUUGGCGAGACAAUUGCUGAUAAGACACAUGGGAAGCCAUUACCUGCCAUUAGGGUGGAGGAACCAACAGUGAAAAUGGCUUUCGCUAUAAAUACUUCACCAUUUGUUGGGCGCGAGGGAAAGUAUGUUACGAGUAGGAACUUGCGAGAUCGGCUUUCUCGUGAGCUUGAGCGUAACUUGGCUAUGAGAGUUGAAGAUGGUGAAACAGCAGAUACCUUCAUUGUUAGUGGACGAGGCACUUUGCAUAUUACCAUAUUGAUUGAGAACAUGCGAAGAGAAGGAUAUGAGUUUAUGGUGGGACCUCCCAAAGUAAUUAACAAAAGGGUGAAUGACAAGUUGCUGGAACCUUAUGAGAUUGCCACUGUAGAGGUUCCCGAAGAGCACAUGGGUCCCGUUGUUGAGCUACUUGGAAAAAGGCGGGGACAAAUGUUUGAUAUGCAGGGGAUGGGGUCAGAAGGCACAAACAUACUCAAAUAUAAGAUUCCAACUCGUGGCCUUCUUGGUUUACGAAAUGCAAUUUUAACAGCUUCUCGUGGCACAGCUAUUCUCAAUACGAUAUUUGAUAGCUAUGGACCUUGGGCUGGUGAUAUGAGUACCCGGGAUCUGGGUUCACUGGUUGCCUUUGAGGGUGGAACGAGUACUUCUUAUGCCCUUGCUAGUUCACAGGAUAGAGGACAGUUGUUUAUUGGUCCUGGGGUAGACGUAUAUAAAGGUCAGAUAGUUGGCAUCCAUCAGCGACCUGGGGACUUAUCUCUUAACGUAUGUAAAAAAAAGGCUGCAACAAACAUCCGUUCCAACAAAGAACAAUCAGUAAUUCUUGAUACUCCACUGGAUUACAGUCUGGAUGACUGCAUUGAGUACAUUCAAGAGGAUGAACUGGUGGAGGUCACUCCCUCAAGCAUCCGGAUGUGCAAGAACCCCAAGUUCUCAAAGAAAUCAUCUAGGUAGUCAGUUUUGUGAAUAUAUACCAUGUGAACCGAGUAUCCUUGCAAAACUCAUCACAGAUUUUGUUGAGUCACCUGAGUAAGCAACGAUAUAAGUUCAAGUUGUUUAGACAUCAAAGACAAAGAGUAACUCAAGUUUUGCAGUAUUGGUUGUAUAUAAAAGAAUAAGAAUCAAAUUUGUACAACUACUACAAGUAACAUGAUGUUCACUGGUUAAGAGAAAUUGGGAUGACAAAGAUUCAUG
Fragaria vesca subsp. vesca is the source of this 2323-nucleotide messenger RNA. Its product is annotated as GTP-binding protein TypA/BipA homolog. The record is from RefSeq and is a predicted model, not a curated record. The coding region runs from base 23 to 2083 and encodes 686 amino acids. Gene Ontology annotation, molecular function: GTP binding; GTPase activity. Lineage: Eukaryota; Viridiplantae; Streptophyta; Magnoliopsida; Rosales; Rosaceae. The transcript has 14 exons. Gene Ontology annotation, cellular component: ribonucleoprotein complex; cytosol.